Messenger RNA from Staurois parvus, 398 nucleotides. NCBI's taxonomy places the organism in Eukaryota, Metazoa, Chordata, Amphibia, Anura, Ranidae. The record is from the annotation of a GenBank genome assembly.
CAGCUUGUCACAUGGUACAAGGCUGUUGUGAAUAGCUUUGUACCAUGUGACCUCUGUGAUCAUUCACAGAUUUCACACGUAGUAAGCAAUGAUGUCACAAGUGACAUCUUGCUUACUACUUUGCAUGUGAUCACUGAUUGGCCAAUCAGUGAUCACAUGAAUAGUAGUAAGCAAGAUGUCACUUCCUGACAUCAUUGCUUACUACGUGUGAAAUCUGUGAAUGAUCACAGAGAUCACAUGGUACAAGGGUAUUCGUAAUAGCCUUAUACCAUGUGACAUGCUGUGACCAAUCACAGCUCUCAUAGUAUUUCUCAAUGGCUGCAAGAAUGCAACCAGAGAGAUGGAGAAAUUAUUGCUUUUACAGCCUUUAUGGUGUAAAAGCAAUCAGUGUAAAAACA